ACAACAACCAGCUAGUAGUGCACGGCCAGCAGUCUUGCCACAAAAUGACAGUCGCCGCAUGGAUCUUACCGAUGAAGAGAUUGAAUGGGCCAACACUUUAAGGGAAGAAAUAGAGGCUGACGGAGAACUUGAUUCUAGCAGGUUCUCUGAUUUUGACGUUGUCCAGAUUGCCCUUGUUAGUGUGGAAUUCAACGACUAUUCCGACGCACUCAGGAGAGCUCGAAGCUUGCAACAAUUCAAAAAGAAGUACGAUAUUGAAGAUUCCGCAAAGGCUGGGUUGCGUGCUAUCAAAGACCUCAUGGUGUUAUUUCCAGGGCAUCUCCUCUCCUUCUCCUUUGACCCAGUCGGAGGACGCUAUGUUAUUGCCAUUGACCGCGCGCAGCUAAGGGCGAGUGAGUUGGAGCUUGGCGGUCAAGGUAUUAGAACAUUGAUCAAGGUUUGGUAUUACCUUGCCCAAGCCAUGACUUGUGACUUUGAUAGUAUCAUUCGAGGCUGGUGGUUUCUGGUUGAGUCUAAAGAUUUUGUACCAUCAAAGCAUGGCACUGUGACACAGUUUCGACAAAUAGCAGUGGAUCUGGCUCUGUUCUACCCUGCAAUCUUCUACAAGUAUUGUCACUACAACACAGACAGUACCUACACACUGUUUGUCUCCAUGAUAAAGUGGUUCAUGCCGAUUCCUUUGAGAGAGAAAAUUAUAACUGGGUGCAAACCUCCCAUGGGUGAGACACUCAGGGAUACGUUUCUACAGCCUUCUUUGGAAGUGAGCAAUGUAAAAUUUAUUGAUGCUGUUCAGCAGGCCCUUCAUCGACGCUACAACAAUGAUGCCAGCUUCGUUCUCAGUGAGGCACAACCUGUGGAAUUUGAUGAGCAAGAUGUGUGACCUGAAUACAUUUCAUUACCAACUUCAUUUAUUUUAACAAACUAGGAUGACAAGAAAAUCAGCAGCAGGGCUAGCCAGACCAUCAAUUCUCAUUUCUAAAGUGUAGAUAUUCAGUGAAGCCAGAGGU
Messenger RNA from Seminavis robusta, 1007 nucleotides. NCBI's taxonomy places the organism in Eukaryota, Bacillariophyta, Bacillariophyceae, Naviculales, Naviculaceae. The record is from the annotation of a GenBank genome assembly.